This is a messenger RNA of Maudiozyma barnettii, 1662 nucleotides long. It is a transcript of the gene PHD1, whose product is annotated as Phd1p. Bases 1 to 1662 code for a protein of 553 amino acids. The record is from RefSeq and is a predicted model, not a curated record. Gene Ontology annotation, molecular function: DNA-binding transcription factor activity; sequence-specific DNA binding. Lineage: Eukaryota; Fungi; Ascomycota; Saccharomycetes; Saccharomycetales; Saccharomycetaceae. Gene Ontology annotation, cellular component: nucleus. The transcript has a single exon. Gene Ontology annotation, biological process: positive regulation of transcription by RNA polymerase II.
AUGAACGCUAAUAACAGUUCCUUACAUAACGUGAAUCCCGCUGGUGUGCCAGCAGAAAUGGGUGCCGGUGUACCAUACCAGUAUAUGACUCCAGAACAGUGGCAAUUCCAGCAGCAGCAGCAGCAGCAGCAAAUAGUUCAACAGCAACAAAUGACUCAGCAACAGCACCUAGCACAACAGCAGCAGAUAGCUCAGCAACAGAUAGCUCAACAGCAACAACAACAACAACAGCAGCAGCAGCAGCAGCAGCAGCAGCAGCAGCAGAUGAAUCAACCUUAUUAUUAUUACUACUAUCCACAGGCUCAAACACCAACGGCCGUGCCAGGUCCAAUGGCGAAAUAUCCAUAUAUGACACAAGUUGCUAAUGGUCCUGCUCCGCAACAACAACCACAACAACAACAGCCACAACAACAAGCUCCAAUGUACAUGUAUUCUCAGGAUCCUCACGAAUUACAAGCACAGAUGGGUUAUGCGAUGAACCCUGUGAUGGCUAGUCAAAAAACUUUCCCUAUGCAAGCUCCUAUGGGAUAUGCACCAAAUGGUAUGGUUCCUAUGAUGGAAGUAUAUCCAUAUUCUUAUCAUGCAAAACAAUAUGCUAAGCCUAGAAUGAUCACUACAAUGUGGGAAGAUGAAAAGACCCUUUGUUAUCAAGUGGAAGCUAAUGGAGUGUCAGUGGUCCGUAGGGCAGAUAAUGAUAUGAUUAAUGGAACAAAACUACUAAAUGUAACUAAGAUGACUCGUGGUAGAAGAGAUGGUAUAUUAAGAGGUGAAAAAGCGAGAAAUGUUGUUAAGAUUGGAUCUAUGCAUUUAAAAGGUGUUUGGAUUCCCUUUGAAAGAGCUUAUUUAAUUGCCCAAAAGGAAAAAAUUGUAGAUUUAUUAUAUCCGUUAUUCGUUAAAGAUAUAAAAUCUUUCUUAAAACAAAGUUCCAUGGCAGAUGGUUCGCAAGUUGAGAUAAAUUCACAACAAGUAUCGCAAAAUACAACACCAGUGGUUGGAAACAGUUAUAACGUUUCACCAGUGGCAGACGUACCAGUACAACCAAUCCAGUCUCUUACACAAUUAACUCAAAUACCUUUACACCCAACGCAAUACACACCACAAUUACCUGUCAUGACAUCUAUUGAAACGCCUCCACCUCCGCCACAACUACAGCAACAACAGUUAUCUGCGUCGGUGAUAACCGGGUCUGCUAUGACCUCUGCUAAUGUGUCGCCAAGCAAUGCAGAGAAUAAAUCUACAGAGACUUCUACAAAGGAGACAUCAGUUAACGGCUCUCCAUCUUCGGGUUCACAACUAAAGCAGAUAAGCAUAACAAGUCUAGUUGGGAAUGAAAACAAGGAGAAAGUUAUUCUCUCAGAUGAAAAGGAAUCUACCACUCAAUCAAGUACGACACCUGUCGGUGCUCUUCAAGAUAAGAGUCCAUCGAUUGCAUCAAUGGUUACUUCCGAUAGUAUACCUGCCAAGUCAACAAGUCCUGUUGGUGAAUCAAAGGAAAAUGUUGGGCAGAAAAGCGAAACAUCAAAAUUACCAUCAUUGGUAGAAAGCGUAGUUUCAAGUGAUUCGUUGCGUAUAUUAACAGAUAAAGUCACUGAGGAGACUAAACCAAACACUGCAUCCCGUAAAGAACAUGGAAGCUCUCCUGUGGCGAGCAUUUUAAAUUGA